AUGAGCGACUAUGUGUACUAUAGAAGGUCGUCCGUCCUCCUCAAUUGGGACGUGAUCCUCCAUCUGGCGGAAUACCUCUCCAGAUCCACUCUGAUAUCCCUGAUGUCAACCUGCAAAGACCUUCGCCGCUACGGAGUGCGCUACCUGCUCGGCGAAGAUCGCCCUAUCACCUUCUGGACGCUCAGCGACGUCCGAUCGCUCACUGCCUUCAUGAACAGCAAUAUACCCGAGGGCACCGGAGGAAGGUCCGCACAUGUCCGUAUGGUUGAUCUCGCAUCAAAAAUACAGCAGUGGACGCAUGAUGAAAACUCGCUGAACAACCUCGUCAACUUGCUCAAACAAUCCACGAAUCUCUACGCGCUAUCUCUCCACCAUUCCUUCUUCCGCUUUCCGAGCAUUGCCCAGUCCAUGUGCGAAUUGCCAUCGCCGUUUAGAUCGCUACGUCGCAUUAGGCUUGAGGCCCCGGCGCGGUUAAACGUCUCAGGAAACGCGACCACGGCAGCCGCUGCAUUGAUGGCGGCAGGAGGACAGAACCCUGCAACAUCUCCAUACUUCCUCGACAGGCUUGUCGGUAUCCCACUCGAAGUCAUAAUCAUAUCGAGCUUUCACAGUCGAGCAAACAGGGCAGAGAUAAUGUAUCUUCUGGCCCGAUUCAAAGACUCUCUACAGGAGCUACAUAUCGAGGAUACACCUCUGCAGCAGGGUCUUGCGCAGGGAACACUUGGGAAUAACAUCGUCUUUCCCAAAGUACGCGUGCUCAGCAUGACACACUCCUACUACGCGCUUCCGCGGCAUACCGACACUCUCAUUGCCGUCUUCCCCAACGUACAAUCCGUUGCUUUCCCGGGGUCUUCCUUGGGACGACGGGGUGCCUCUGCAUUCUUCGUACACCCCAACGCGCCAUUCGGCUGGCAGGCAAUCGAGUUCGAGGGCGAGAAUGCGAUGCCGCCCCCAGCGCAUACGUUUGCUUCCCUCCGCGAAGCAAACUCAGGUGGCCAGCGCUUUGCACGAUGGAGCAGUCUGGCCUAUUAUGAAGGCGCGCUCGAGCAUCUGUACAUCCUCGCGCUACGAUCUCAGGUCGACAGGCUGAAAAUCACCGACCUUCCGCUCUUAGCCACUAGGGUCGAAUGGAUGCACUCCGUGGUUCAGGAGCUGGCCCCAACCAAGCUCUGCCUCGAGGUCAGCGUACCGGACACUGCGGAUGUUGAGCUGCUCAACUUGAUGCCGCGGGACCUGCCUCGUCCUCUUCGAUACCUGGAGAUUGUAUUGCUUCAGUGGCCCGAGGGAGAGAAGCUUCAAAGUCAACUUCGCUUGCUGUGCCUCGCAACGGGCACUGUACGCACACUCGUCAUCAAGGUUGGAGAGAAGGUCGCCAUGCAGUACAGGAACCCGCGUGGCAUCGAAGAGGCGCACGAGCAGUCGGAGGACUUUGUCAUCCAGACUGCGCAGACUGCACGCUCUUUACGCCACGUUGGUCUUCCGAAUGAUCUGUUUGGCCCACUACCCAACGAGCCCCAGGAAGAGGGGAAAACAUGGCUUCCGCCAAAACCGGCGCCGAAGGAGACCUUCUUCUGGAGUAUCGAGCAUGAUGAUGACGGUGGCAUGAUCUACGCGGAUAAGCUUUCGAAAAGAGCGGCCAAACCGUUGCUUGAGUUCGAAACCAGUCCGGUGAUCUCUUCCCCGUUCGGCUGA
This is a messenger RNA of Peniophora sp. CBMAI 1063, 1692 nucleotides long. NCBI's taxonomy places the organism in Eukaryota, Fungi, Basidiomycota, Agaricomycetes, Russulales, Peniophoraceae. The record is from the annotation of a GenBank genome assembly.